AUGAUGUCUACUGCUUCAACGUCAAAAGAAAUACCUUCGAUUAAUACUAUGUUAAAGGAUACGGGUCAACCACCUUUAACUUCGCUUUCAUCUUCAUCAUCAGAUAGCAUUCUUAAUCGUACUCCAUCCUUAUCAAAUAAAUCAUCACCCUCAUUACUUAAUAAUAACGGAAACGCCCAUUUACAACCGAAAUUAGCUUCACCUUCAAAUUUAAUAUCAAUAUCUCCAUUAUUAUCUUCAAGUUCGCCUCAUACUUCAAAUAAUAUAUCACCGACUACGCAAAAUAUUAAUAUUAAUACUAAUUCUUCUGCUCAUGCAAACAAUUCUUCAUGUGACCCACCGCGAAAAAGAUCAAAAAUAUCAAGGGCUUGUGAUUCAUGUAGAAGAAAGAAAGUAAAAUGUAAUGCUGAUUAUUCUCAGGCUUUACAAAAAGUUACCAAGAUUUGUACAAAUUGUGAAAAAAAUAAAGAAGAUUGUUUAUUUUCACGAACUCCAUUAAAAAGAGGUCCAUCAAAAGGUUAUAUACGAGAAUUGGAAGAAAAAGUAGAUAUAAAUAACAAAAAACCACCUACUAAUGAACAACAACAACAACAACAACAACAACAACAACAACUUCAUAAUAAACCACUACCAUUUCCACAACAACUGACUAGUUCUAAAUCAUCAAUAAUUUUACCUCCAUUAGUUGGAUAUGCGACAUCUUCAGUACCUCAAAAGUUAUCACCAACUCAUCAAUCAUCCAAUCCAUCAAGUCCCAGAACUCAACAACAUUCAAUUUCAGGUUUAUUGAAUAAUGAAAAUACUGCACUUAAAAAAUCAGAUUCAACUACUGCUACUUCGACAAAUAGUCCGCCUAUUCAAGGUCCUUUCUGGAAAGUACCUUAUGAAUUACCACAAUCAUCUUUAUCUAGAAAAUCUUCAAUAACGAGUAUAUCUUCAGCAAAUAAUAAUGAUAACACCUUACGUAGAAGAUCAUCAAUAGAUUCAAUAUCAUCUACGUCAACAAAUGGAUCAAGAUUACCAUCAAUAAAACCAAUGUGUUCGAAUGACUAUAUAACGGAUAGUGAAUCAGAGGAUUAUUAUUCCGUAAAACUGUAUAAUUCAAGACCAGUAGUUAUAAGAUCAAACUCUCAAAGUUUAUCUCCACGAAAUUCAAUAACUUCAUUAUCAAGUUUAAAUAAUAGAGUUAAUCAAUUUUUAAAUAUAACACCAACUCCAUCACCUAAUGUACCAUAUCAACAACACAUUCCACCACCACAACAACAACAUCAAUUUCAACAAUUACAAGUCCCGCCACCACAAGCUCAAUUUUUACCACCUAUAAAUCCAUUGGAUUUAAAUCUCAAGUUAUAUUAUGAACAUUUUCACUCCGCAUUUCCAAUAUUGCCAUUCAAUUCAAACUUAAUAAUUGACAUAAUAAAAGAUUCAAAUUCAUUACAUUUACAAGAUUGGUUAGUUGAAUUAUUUAAUAUCUCAUUGAACAACUUGAUGAAUUUCAAAUUGAUUCCAAUUAGUCAAUCCAUUAAUUUAUUUCAAAGGUUAAUUCAAGCAUAUCCAAUUGAAUCACCAACUACUUCAUUUUCAAACUCAUCUUUAAUUUUUUAUUUAUCAAGUUUGGUAUUAAUUAGUUAUACAUUAAUGCUUAAUGGAGAUUCGUAUAAUCAGAGUAUAUCAGUUACAAAUUCCAUAUUGAAUGAUUAUAGAGUAAUUGAAAAAUUCAUAAAUUAUAAUAACCAACAAAAUAAUCCAGAUUUAGAUAAUAUAGUGAAUUAUUUUAUGAAAUUAUAUUAUUUGUUGAAUGUGAUAGAUGGAAUAAAUAGUCUUCAAUUGGGUCAAUUCAAAAAUAUAAAUAUCCCAAAUAAUUUCAACUCAUUUAUUAAUUCCAAGAUUAAUACAUUUUUACCUAAAGAUGAUCAAAUAAUCAAAGUAAAUCAAUUAUUAAACUUACUCAUUGAAAAUCAGCACAAUUUGAUUUUCAAUCAAGUUAGUAAACUUCAAGUCCCACCUCAAGUUGAAUCAUCAAAUACAAUAUUUACAUUUUUUAACUCAUUCAUAAUUGAAAAAAAUCAAGUAAUUAAUUACAUAUAUGAGUUGAAAUCACAAUUAACAAAUUCAAAUUUUGAUAAUGACGAUUUAUUAGAUUGCAACGUAACACUUAUACGUCACUUAAAAAAAUUCACGAAUUCAAUAUUGAGCUUCUCAAAUCAAAAUGUAGCUUUAUUUUCACCAAUUUUAAACAUUGCAAUAUGUCAAUUAUUCAAGAAUAUUAAAUUUAUAAAACUCGUAAUUGAGAAUAUAAAAUGUAAUAAUGAAAUGAGUAAAAGAUUAGAUAAGAUAAAUAAUGAUUUAUCAAUAAGUUUCAAUUUAUUAACUUUAAAUAUCGUAAAUUUGAAAAUCGGUAAUAAGGUUGAUUUAAUACUUAAACAAAAGUUGCAAGAUUAUAAUCUACAAUUCAAUAAAGUUGAAAAUAAAACUGUUGAAUUAAAUGAUUGGAUAAAUUGUUUGAAUAAUGUCAUUAUUCCAUUUGUGAAUUUAGAUAAUCAAGGUUGGUUAUAA
This is a messenger RNA of Insectozyma verbasci, 2556 nucleotides long. The record is from the annotation of a GenBank genome assembly. Lineage: Eukaryota; Fungi; Ascomycota; Pichiomycetes; Serinales; Debaryomycetaceae.